AUGGACACCAUUUCCAACUUUCUAACCGUCCUUCUUUCUUUCUUUCUUUCUUUAAAUUUACUUUUUCCUUCUCACGCUUUUUCCAAAUUAUAUUCACUUCUUUUCGUUUUUUCUCUCUUACAAAAUAUUUCUUCAUUUACUAAUAUUUUCCCCUCUUGCCGCCUUUAUGCUUUUCAAACUUUUCUUUGCUUUCAUUCUUUUUACUCUGUCUUUUCGCCUUUAAUUUAUCAUAUACUUCUAUUUUAUUAUUUUCCUUACCCCCCACACUGUCUCGCCUUUGGACAACUUUUCCCCCUUUCCUCUUACAGAUUUAACCCGCCUUCUCUUUUUUCCUUCCUGCUUUCUUUUUUCCCCUUCCCUUCCUUCCUCCCUCCCUCCCUUCCUUCCUUCCUGCCUUCCUUCUUUUUUUUUUCACACUUUCUUUUUUUUUCUGAUAUAUCUUCUGUUCAUUUUAUUAUCUAUCUAUCUAUCUAUCUAUCUAUCUAUCUAUCUAUCUAUCUAUCUAUCUAUCUAUCUAUCUCAGUCUGUUCAUUAUCUAGUCUGAUCUAUCUAUCUAUCUAUCUAUCUAUCUAUCUAUCUAUCUAUCUAUCUAUCUUUUCUAAUGUUUAUCCCGCUAAAAUAUAA
Messenger RNA from Acanthosepion pharaonis, 624 nucleotides. NCBI's taxonomy places the organism in Eukaryota, Metazoa, Mollusca, Cephalopoda, Sepiida, Sepiidae. The record is from the annotation of a GenBank genome assembly.